AUGGAAACGUGCUUCCAUAUGGAGUUCGGACAACCCCUGACCGGGCUAGAAAAGUUGGAGGAAACGAUUGGUCUCCCUGACUUUAGUGGACCGAUGACUGACGAGGACUAUAUCGUCAAUCAGCAAACACACUUUCAUGAGCAUUUUGCUUCUCAAAUCGUUCUCCGAAGACUCUCGGCUAAUUUCCAUUCUGUUCUCAACAAGACCUUUGGUACAGAUGCCUCUCUGCCCCUUGCGGGAUUCGCCCCCUUCAACAUCUCUUCGAGUCCCGGAACCGCCGCUGUUAUGAAACAGCUCGACGCACAGCUAGACCAGUGGAGGGGCAUGCUACCCAGCCAUCUAAGGUGGCAGGAUAACCAGGAUGUGGCCUUCGCGGAGUCUUCACAUAAUGCCUUUGGUGACGUAUAUACGGAAGAAACUCUCCAGAGUAAUUACAUGUUUACACCGGAUCUUGACACUCCACCAGCCACGUAUCCGUUCGCAGCUGACAUACAAACCGCACUUCUUCGGACACGAUACAGCUACAACAAACACAUCAUACACAGACCUUGCGUUUUCAAGGCUCUUCAUCACCCUGAGAGCAUGACUCGAGAAGAUGCUGAAGGUGCGGCCGAAUGUCUCAAAGCCUCGAUUAAGUGGCCCAUUGCCUUAUCACCCCCAUGUACCAACAAACGACUUGUGCCGGUUACUUUCUUCUGGUCACAGAAUCUACUGGGUGUUCUAAUUCUGUUACAUUUAUCGCAGCAGCAUCCCAUGUUGAGUCGAAUCCGGUCGUCGCUUUGCGGGCAACGCUUCGAUGUGGAAGCCUCCCAAACUGUUACAGUAUAUUUAGACUGGCUACGCGACAUGAAAAAGAUAGAAUCAACGGCGAACUGGUGCUGGAAUAUCGCUCGCUUGGUCUAUCAAUUGGAAGAUUAG
Messenger RNA from Fusarium subglutinans, 918 nucleotides. Its product is annotated as acetate regulatory DNA binding protein. The transcript is spliced from 3 exons. The coding region runs from base 1 to 918 and encodes 305 amino acids. NCBI's taxonomy places the organism in Eukaryota, Fungi, Ascomycota, Sordariomycetes, Hypocreales, Nectriaceae. The record is from RefSeq and is a predicted model, not a curated record.